Messenger RNA from Sphaeramia orbicularis (orbiculate cardinalfish), 24051 nucleotides. It is a transcript of the gene macf1a, whose product is annotated as microtubule actin crosslinking factor 1a. The record is from RefSeq and is a predicted model, not a curated record. NCBI's taxonomy places the organism in Eukaryota, Metazoa, Chordata, Actinopteri, Kurtiformes, Apogonidae. Gene Ontology annotation, biological process: intermediate filament bundle assembly; wound healing. Gene Ontology annotation, molecular function: calcium ion binding; microtubule binding; keratin filament binding. Gene Ontology annotation, cellular component: cytoskeleton; membrane; cell junction.
UCCUAAACUGAGAUGGAGUCGUCAGAUGAUGAUACUCUAAGCGAACGCUCCUGCGUCAGCGAGCCGUCUUUUCGUAGUGAACGGUCUGGAGGGUCUCUGUCCCCGUGUCCAUCCAGUCAUGUGGGACCACCUGGAGACACGUUACCAUGGAACCUGUCCAAACACGAGAGGAGGAAGAGGAAGAGCCAGGACUCGGUGCUGGAUCCGGCGGAAAGGGCGGUGGUCCGGGUUGCAGAUGAGCGGGAUAGGGUGCAGAAGAAAACCUUCACAAAAUGGGUCAACAAGCAUCUCAUCAAGGUGAGAAAACACAUCACAGACCUGUACGAGGAUCUGAGGGAUGGACACAACUUGAUUUCCUUACUCGAAGUCCUCUCCGGAGUCACCCUGCAACAGAAGAGCGGCCCUCCAUUGAAAAGGGCAUACGCCUCGCGGGCCCCCCCUCUCAUCUUGCUCGGAGUUGAGGAUGAGGAGGAGGAAGGAGCUCAGGGACCCAGAGAAAAGGGGCGGAUGAGAUUUCAUCGACUACAGAAUGUCCAAAUAGCGCUGGACUUCCUCAAACAGAGACAGGUCAAACUUGUGAACAUUAGGAAUGAUGACAUCACUGACGGCAACCCCAAACUGACGUUAGGCCUCAUCUGGACCAUCAUCCUCCACUUCCAGAUUUCAGAGAUCUACGUAAGUGGUGAGUCCGGCGACCUCACAGCCAAAGAGAAGCUGUUAUUAUGGAGCCAGCAGGCGACAGAAGGCUACCCCGGCCUCCGCUGUGUCAACUUCACCUCGUCAUGGAGCGACGGACGCAUGUUCAACGCUCUGCUGCACAGAUACAGGCCAGACCUGAUCGACAUGGAGGUGGUGUCGCGGCAGAGUAACCGUGAAAACCUUGAGCAGGCCUUCGAGAUCGCUGAGUCGCUAGGGGUGACCAGACUGCUGGACGCCGAGGAUGUCGACGUUCCGUCUCCAGAUGAGAAGUCAGUCAUCACCUACGUCUCCUCCAUCUACGAUGCCUUUCCCAAGAUCCCUGAGGGAGGAGAAGGCAUCGCCGCACAUGAGGUGGACCAGCGCUGGUCAGAGUACCAGUCCAGGUUCUCCUCUCUGCUCCAGUGGAGCCGCCAGCAUACAGCCCUUAUGGCCAACAAAAACUUCCCACAAAACCCUGUGGAACUUAAGGCACUUUACAACGAGUACGUCCAUUUUAAAGAGACGGAAAUCCCCUCAAAGGAGAUCGAAAAAGGUCACAUCGAACAUCUCUACAAACUGCUGGAGGUGUGGAUAGAGUUCGGGCGUAUUAAGCUUCCUCAGGGCCUCCAUCCCAAUGACCUGGAGGAGGAGUGGGGCAAACUCAUCCUGGAGAUGCUGGAGAGAGAAAAGGCUCUAAGGCCGGCUGUCGAGAGACUCGAGCUGCUGCUUCAAAGAGCCAAUAAGAUCCAGAACAUGGCUCUGGACUGUGAGGAAAAACUGACGCUGGCUAAAAACACACUCCAGGCUGACAUGUCUCGCGUGGAAAGCGGCGAGGCGGUUCAGUGUGAGCGGGAACUGGCCUGUUACCUGCAGGACUGCGAGUCUCUGAUCAGACAACUCAACCAGGAACUGAAAGUCCUUCGAGAUGAGAAGUAUUACCAGGUGGAGCAGCUGGCGUUCAGAGUGUCCUGCCUUCAGGAGGAGCUGGUCUCCCUCAGGCUGCAGUGCUCCAGCGUCUACAGGAAAGGCCACUUCUCUCAAGCCCUCGGCAGCACGGGGGCAGAGUUCACCAGCCAGCGGCCCACCGACAGUGGCCUGUCACUGGGCCAGACUCUGCUGGGAGCUGUGGGUGCAGUGGGAGCAGUGGGAGCUGCACUCCUGCGCCGACCCAUGGCUCGCUCCCAGCUGGUGGCCAUGUCUUCAUCAGAGGACGAAGGAAGCCUCAGGUUCAUCUACGAGCUGCUGGGAUGGGUGGAGGAGACACAGGACAUGUUGGAGCGAGCCGAAUGGGGCGCAGACCUUCCGUCUGUAGAAAAAAACCUUCAAGAGCACAACUCCAUUCACACUGCAGUCGAGGAGCUAAUGAGCAGUCUGCAGGAGGCCCGCAGCUACGAGCCUAAAGUCUCUCCAAAUUUCAAGAGCAGUUAUUCUGAAACCCUGGCCAAGCUGGAGCAUCAAUACUGCAAACUACUGGAACAUUCGUCAUGGCGCCUGCGGAGCUUGGAGAGUCUGCACACGUUUGUGUCACACUGCACUGAGGAGCUGAUCUGGCUCAACGAGAGGGAGGAGGAGGAGAUCGCCUACGACUGGAGCGACAACAACUCCAACAUGAACGCCAAAAAAGAGUUGUACACUGAAAUGAGGUUAGAGCUGGACGAAAAACAAGAUGUGAUGCGAUCGCUCCAGGAAACGGCCAACCGUCUGUGUCAGGAUAACCAUCCAGCCAAACAGACUGUGGAGGCGUACAGUGCAGCCCUGCAGACCCAGUGGCAGUGGGUGAACCAGCUGUGUGUGUGUGUAGAGCAGCACCUUAAAGACAACACCACAUACUUCCAGUUUAUGAGCGACGCUCGGGACUGUGAGUCAUACCUUCGGCAGCUCCAGGAAACUAUCAAGAGACAAUAUACCUGCGAUAAAAACAGCAGACUGAGCAAACUGGAAGACCUGCUGCAGGACUCCAUGGAGGAGAAGGAACAGCUGAUCGAGUACCGGAGUACGGUGGCCAGCCUGGUGGGCCGGGCCAAGACGGUGGUGCAGCUCCGCCCCCGCAGCGCAGAGAGCACCCUGGGAGCCACCACGCCCAUCAAAGCCAUCUGCGACUACAGACAGAUAGAGACGAACGUCCAGAUCACGAUAAGCAGUGGAGAGGAGUGCGUUCUGGAGGACAACUCUCAGAGGACGAAGUGGAAGGUGAUUAGUCCGACAGGAAAUGAGGCCAUGGUCCCCUCGGUGUGUUUCACCAUCCCACCACCGAACCAGGAGGCCAUCGACACAGCCGGCAGGACAGAGCAGCUGUACCAGAAGGUCAUGGCUCUGUGGCAUCAGCUCCAUGUCAACAUGAAGAGUGUGGUGUCCUGGCAUUACCUGCUCAAAGACAUCCGGACCGUCUCUGGAUGGAGCCUGGACACGGUCCGUUGUCAGUCUCCGUCAGAGCGGCAGCAGGUCCUGGAUCACAUGGACUCCCAGUUGGCCGACUUCCUGUCCGACAGCAGAGAGAGCGCUCUGUUCACACCGGCUGAAAGGCGAGACCUGGAGAACGACGUCCAACAGGCCCAGCAACACUGCCAGGACCUGCUGCUCAACAUGGAGACCGUGGAGAAGGAUGAGUCUGUGUCGCGUUCAUACCUGUCGGAGCUUCAGAACAUCACACUGCGGCUAAACGACACCGAGCAGAGACUGAUGAGGGGAAUUCAGACUCCGCCCCCCAGUCGGCUGUCAGGUGACAGCUCUGACAACACAGUCCAGAUUACAGAGCAGGAGAAGCUGAAGUCAGAGCUGGAUGGCCUUCGUUCUAGUUUGGGUGACGUGUCUCGUCGUUGCGUUACCUUUUUCGAGGAGAAGCCGUCAUCGUCAAGUGUCCCCGUCCUCCGAUCAGAACUCAACCACGCUGUGGAGAAGAUAGACAAACUGCACAACCUGUCAUCUGUCUUCCUAGAAAAGUUAAAGACUGUAGAUGUCCUGAUUCGAAGCCUGGACGAAGCGGAGAGCCAGGUCAAGAAGUACGAGAGCAGACUAAGUGAAGAAGAUAUAGUGCCUCCUGAUACCACAUCCAUUCAAAACCUCAGAGAUCAGCUAGAGAGGUGGCAGGUCGAACUCGCUGAUCAAGAAGGCAUCUUCCAGUCUCUGCAGUCCGAAGUAAGUCGGGCCAAAGAGGCGGGAUCUCAGCUCAGCAGGCUCCACCCAGAUCGCAGUCCUGAGCUGGAACGCUACCAGGAGAGAGCCAAUCAGCUGGCAGAAAGGUGGAGCGGAAUUAAGAGACAGAUUGAGACAAGACGAACAGAUCUAGACGUCUUGGGCUCGUCCCUGCAGCAGUACAGAGACGGACACUCUGCUCUGAUCAAAUGGAUCGAAGAGACGACAGAAAGACAAGAAAACACACAACCAGGACAGAGCGACAGCAAAGCCCUGUCCGAACAACUGGCCCAGCAGACGGCAUUAGUAGCUGAGAUUGAACAGAACCAGACCAAACUGGACGAAUGCCAGACUCACUCCAAACAAUACUGCACUUCAGUUAAGGACUAUGAACUACAGCUGAUGACAUACAGAGCCUUCGUAGAGUCGACUCACAAGUCCACGGUCAAGAGGAGGAGGAUGCACUCUUCCUCUGACGCCAUUACUCAGGAGUUUAUGGACCUGCGCACACGCUAUACGGCCUUGGUCACCCUGACAACGCAGCAUGUGAAGUACAUCAGUGAUGCUCUGAGAAGACUAGAAGAAGAAGAGAAAGAGGUGGAGGAGGAGAAGCAGGCCAGAGUGGGCCAGGUUUCGGACCUGUUGGGAUGGGUCAAAGGCCUCCAGGGCCGAGCCGGCGGCCCCAGUGCCGAGUCUUCACUGGCAGCUCAGCAGGCUAUCAGCGAACAACUGGCAGCCAAGAAAGACGAGGUGGCUGAAGCUAUCAGGAGCACACAGGUGUUCCUGCUGUCAAAACAGGCUAACAAGUUGUCCCCAGAGGAGCGAGCCCAGGUGGAGGCCCAGCUGGAUGAACUGAAGGCCACCUACAACCAGCUGUGUGACAGCUCCACACAGCAGCUGCAGCAGCUGGAGCAGCAACUGGCCAAAGAGGAAGAAAGAAAGAGCCAGAUUGCCAUUGCGGGGGUAAUUGACCUGGGAACAGUGGAAACCUUCCCAGUGUUUCAAGCAGCUCAACAUGGUCUCAUUGACCAGGACACCUGCCAAAUCCUUCUGGAGGCCCAGCUCGUUAUGGGUGGGCUACUGCAGCCUGACUCCAGUCUCAGCCUUUCAUUGGAACAAGCUCAAACUGAGGGGCUUAUUAACAAACAUACCCAAGAGUCCCUUUCUGAGCUAGAGAGCGCCCUGCUGUUGGUGGGAAAUGCUAACUUUGCUGGUGAUCAACAACAAAAUGUGUUGCCAGUUGCUGAAGCCACAGAAUGUGGACUCAUCAGAGAGGAGGUGGGACUUCAUAUUUUACAACUCCAGAUGAGUUCUGGAGGGCUGAUUGACUCAUCAGGUAAAAGGAUGAGUUUAGAGCAGGCAGAGGACAAGAAACUCUUAACACCCAAAAUGUCUACCAAGCUUCACUCCCGGUCAAACAUCAGAGAGCUCAUUGAUCCAAACACUGCUGAAAAAUUAAACCUGCAUGAGCUACAGCAGCGCUGUGUUCUCGAUGAGGAUUCAGGUCUCCUUCUACUACCUGUCAAACAGCAGCCUGGAGGAACUGUGUGCCUCCGUUCUGGAAGAAAAGUUGGCAUCUUCCGUGCAGUACAGGAAGGGUUAAUUGAUCGAAAAGUUACUGUACGACUUCUUGAGGCCCAGGUCUUUGCGGGUGGUAUUGCUGACCCACGGUCUGGACACCGGCUAACAAUUAAUGAGGCAGUUCGUCAUGGACUAAUGGAUCAGGAUCUAGCUUGUGCCAUGUUAGCACGACAGCUGCAAAACGGGGGAAUUCUUGACCCUUUCAGGGAAGGAGAACGUCUAGGUUUGGAGGAGAGUAUUCAUAGGGAUCUCUUGUCUCCUCAUUUAGCAUUGUUGGUCCUGGAGUCCCUCUGGGCUUUCAUGGGAAUACUCUGGCCAGAAUCUGGAGAACUGCUGCCCAUUGCUGAGGCUCUUCAACAAGGAGUGAUCUCAGGAGAGCUAGCAAAGAAGAUCCUACGGCAACGGCAUGCCAUUGGGGCUCUGUACAACCCAGAAUCCCUGCAGGUGAUUCCCUUAAACCAGAGUGCUGAAGAGGCACUUGAGCCCAGUGUGGUUAGUUUUCUUAAAGACAUCCACAUCCCAGAUGUUCUCCCCAACAUGAAUCGGUUAGGUACACCUUCCCUGAAUCGCUUAAGCUGGGGUUCUUCCAGUUCCUCUCCACCUCCAUCUUCUCCAUUGUCUUCAUCAUCUCCUUCAGGCCUUGUCUGGGAUGCUACACCAAUAGACAGAAUAGAUCCUAAUGAGCAAGCAAAGCACAAGCUGCUCUUUCACCUCAUGACUCACAGCUACGUGGAUGCCCAUAGUGGGAAACGCCUAGUUCUGCUGGACCCUGAGCUGAUAGAGUUAGUCAGAGCUACUGCACAGGCUUGUGGAAGCACUGACUUUGGAAGUGAAGUUGAGGCAACAAGCGGUUUGGCCACAUGUGGCAAGAUGUUGGAUUUGGUAGAGGAAGUUAGCUUGACAGAUGAGGAAAAGGACAAAACAGCAAACAUUGAAGAACGUUCCAAAGAAAUCAUACAAAGCAAACAGUUUGAGAUAACUAGUACAGCAAUUCAGCAUGAAAGGUACAAUGGAGAAAACAAAUUACCAUCAGAAAUUGUAGAUCUUACUGAUAAAAACAUCCAGAAAGUACAUGAAAAAGUAAAGGAAGAAAAGAAGGACAUGUCAGUCCAAUUGGAGUUGAGCCCAGAUGAGGUGGCAAUAAAGGAUUCUGUAACCAGGGUGAAUGGUGGACAAGAAACUUCAGAUUUAUCAAAAUCAGCAGAUGCAAUCACAGUAUCCCUUGAACCAAAGGAAGGUAUUUUGACUCAGAGUUUACGUGAAGCAGAACCUACUCCUACUGAAAAUAUUAAACAAAGAGGGCCUUCAACAGAGACUGUCUCAAAGGAUGAGGUGGAUAUCCUAAAAUCAGCUGCAGCGAAUCAAGAGGAGGAUGAUGAGAUGUCGAGAUUAGUCGUAGAGCUCAAACAGGGAGGUCUGAGGACAGAAGAAGGGGACAGACUCCUUCCAGAUGAGGCAGUGGCCCAGGGUGUCCUCCCUGGACACACGGCAGUGAAAUUAAUGGCCCAAGCUGGUCUCUUUGGAGGGUUCAUUGAUGCAAGUAGCGGUGAGUCACUUAGCAUGGAGGAUGUGAUGAAGGAGGGAUUACUCGAUGAAGACCUGAUGUGGAGUGUCCUGAAGUCUGAUAAAACCCUGGCUGGGGUUGUGGAUGUGGAGAAAGGGCGGAUUUGUGGAGUGAUGGAGGCAGCUCAGGCAGGGCUGAUUGACCCUAACACCACCACUCAUCUUCUGGAAGCCCAGGUUGUAUCUGGGGGAAUCGUAGACCUACGCAGGGACAAGAAAGUCUCUGUCACUUUGGCAUCAAACCUGGGACUGAUUGAAGAGGAUCAGAGAGAAACACUGAUGGCACUUGAGAAGGCAUACAAAGGGAAAGACACAGAUUCAGCAACAUCUUUCACUAAAACCAGUUUGCAGUUACAGAUGGAGGGUGUUAUUGACCCAGAGUCGAAGUCUCCACUUCCGUUGGAUGUAGCAGUUCAGAAGGGGCUAAUUAACCCAGAAGAAGUUUAUCAAGUGUUAGCAAAACAGGUUGCUGAAGGAGGAAUUAUACAUCAUGCCUCAGGAAUGAGGCUUUCAGUUUGUGAUGCUGUAGAUAGAGGGCUGGUGGAUCGUUCCAUUGCUUCUGGUCUAGAGGAGCUAGAGUGGGUCUACAAGGGUAAAGUCAGCCCUUCAUCACAUCCAGAAGCUAUCCUCUUCCAGGCAUCAACAGGAGCUGUUUUAGACCCUGACUCUGGAUGUAAACUGACGUUGACUGAGGCUGUCUCUAAGGGUCUUCUGGAUGAGAACAUUGCCAGUGAGGUCAUGGCUUCUCCAGCUGUAACACAUGGGGUUCUGGACCCACAAACUGCUCACAUUGUGCCUUAUUCAGACCUUGUAAACCAGGGUAAGAUAGACAUUGAAACAGGAAAGAGGUUCUUGGAAGUUAAACCAUUCAGAGGAGUUCAGAACGAGGAAACAAGCGACAGCAUGACCCUUCCACAAGCAGUUGCUUCCAAGAAAGUUGACCCAGCUCCAGCUUUGAGGUUACUCCAAAGCCAAGCAGACACUGGAGGGAUCAUUGACAUCAACACUGGAGAGAGACUUACUUUACCUGUUGCCACUGAAAGAGGUUUUGUUGGAGAAGAUAUGGUAAAGAAAAUAGCCACCAACCAGUUAAUGAAAGGAGGCUUGGUUGAUCCUUCCACUGGACAACGAGUCUCUAGUCUCAGUGACGCCAUUGCAUCAGGACUGAUAUCCAGAAAAAUCGCUUCAGGAAUUGAGGUGGAAGUGCCUUCCUUGGAAGUAGAGUGUGAUGAGGAGAGCACUACUACUGUUGCCUCAUCAAAUGGUUCGUAUAGCCCAGCGGUCAUGCGGUCUAUGUCCAGCCCAGAUAGCCCAGCAAACUGGACCGAUGUAAGUAAUGAGAUUCCAUCAAAAUCUCCACUUUCAGUGAAAAGUUUGUUAGUCGCACAAGAUGUGGAGAACACAACAAUAUCAGACCAGUCACUGUCAGUGGAAGAACAGACUUUACCUGAACCAGACCAGUCUUUAGACCUCUUGUCUAAGUUUGCAACUAAUGUUGAGAAGAGAAUUCAGGAAGCUAUAGAAGAAAUAGUACCACAGAAAGACACUACUAGAUCAAAACAUCCUUCUGAACACAAGCCUGAAGAGAAACUCCUAACAGGUUCAAGUGAGACUGAUGGGAAAGAAAAUGAGUCUGUUUUUACAGAAGUUGUUGAAGAAUCUUGUCAACCAUCUGUCUUGGAUAUUGACAAAACUUCACAGGAAGAAGUGAGAAAGGGGACAGCUGUCUUGAAGUCAGAUAGAGAAUCUGUCGCUGUUGACAAAAAGGAGUGUAGGCUCAGUAAUGAAAGCAUGUCAGUGGUACAUCACCCUGCUGAGACUGAGCCUCAGACAGAUUCUACUGCAGCAGACAUUAUAGCCGUCAGAGGCAGCACUGCAGAAAUAUCAAAAAUAAGUGAAGACAAAUAUCCAAAGAAAACUGUGGUAUUAAACAAAAAUGAUGUUUUGACUGAUGAGGAAAAAGGAGAAGAGAAAGUGGAACCUGUAAAAACAGAAAGCUGGGCUCAUGUUGAUGUUGAAGCUUCAGACCAGACAGUGAGCUCUUUAUCCAAAGAUUCAGAGAGUAAAAGCAAGAAGAAGAAAAAGAAUAAAAAGAAGGGUAAAAGUAGAGAGACAGAGGGUGAAACACAGCUUCCAGAGAUUAAGGUUGAUCAAGGUGGUAUUGAAACUGAAGAGCAUACAGUGGCUUCUCACACAGUUACAGCUGAACUUCCAUCACCUCUAAACAAGAAAGCAGAGACCCAUGUUCAGGAAUCCUCUGGUGAACCUCCCAGUGGAGACAGAGAAAUGAAGACAGAGGAGGAAAUUAAAACAGAGGGUGCUUUUCUAACACCUGAAGAGUAUGCAGCUUCAAUCUCUCCAGCAGCCACAGAACAAAAUGUUGUGCCAGAGCAGGAUACAGUAAAGAGGAUGUUAUUGAAGGAUGAGGAAAAAGGUGAUAACAGAGAAGAGAAGAAACAGGAGAAGACAGAAAAGAUGGAAGAAAAGGUGUUAAAGGAUCAAACGGAACAUGCGGAAGUAAAGAAAAAGGAGGGAGAAUUACCUCCCAAAUCUGCUCUACCAGAUGAUGAGAAAGCAGCUUUGAUCCUGAAAGCCAAGGAGAGCAUUCUAAAGAAGGUUUUCGAGAAAGGAGUGAGUGACAAGCAGGCGGCCGAGGAGCUGCAGGCUCUACGCAAGGAGGUAGGGAAGAAAGAGAGUCAAAGCACGACGGUUAAAGAUGGAAAGGCACUAAGUCAACCAGAGGAGAGUUCUGGUGUCGAUGGUGAACCAAAAGAGAUGGAGGAAGAGAUGAGUGAAGAUGAGAAGAUUAAAAAAGAUGUCACUAUGGAAGGACUUUCUGCUGAAGAUGAUAUAGAGACUAAAACAAUGGAGGUUCCCACAAACGAGAAGGAAAAUAUCAGCAGUUUUGUAGCAGAAGACGUAAAGAAAGACCCUGAGAUGGCUCAAACAGAACAAGUCAAAGAAGUUCAACAAAGUAAGCGGGGUAAGAAAAAUAAGAAGUCAAAGAGUCAAAAAGUUACAGACAAAGCUGGUCUGAGUACGGAGAAAUUACCGACAGAUGAGAAACUGGAUCCUGAAGCCACAACAUCACAGUCUUUAAAGGCAAAACCAGGUUCAGAUAACUCAGCUUUAACAAGUAAACAGGUAGAGAAACUUAAGGACAAGGAAAACCAAACAGAGACUUCCAAUAGAAGCCAGUCAGAAGAACUCACUCCACACAUUGAGGAACAGAAACAUGUGGCAGGGAUCACAUCAGAGCAGUUACAUCAGUACAAAAAUAAUACAGAUUCUAUUGAGCCUCUUCCACAUAAACCAGACAUCAAACCCUCAGCUCAGUCUAUGGCUCCUGGCACAGAAAUGGACAAACCAACUGGCAAAGGUAAAAAGAAGAGAAAGCACAAAGCACAAGUUGAAAGUGUUCCUAAACCAAAACCUUCAGAGGACCAGCAGCAACAUGUGGAUUCUCCUGAGUCUUCGCUCUCAGGAGAUGCUUUAACCGAAUCUGAAUCGCCUGCAGUUUCUGAAUCAGCAGCUGAGAGUUUGGAAGAGGAAGAGGAUGAAGUGAGAGAGAAACAAAGGGCCAUCUCCACAACCAGAAAGUCAUCAUUAAUAAGGCAGGAAUGUUUGGAGCACGACCAGCAAAUCGUUGCCCUGGUGUCGAUGGUCCGACAUAUUGAGGUCCAGCUCAAACAGCAGCAGCAGCAGUCUGUCGGACGAAGCCUCAUAGCACUGGACGACAUCAUCAGACAGACAGAGAGUCUGGACCUUGAACUUCAUGAUUUGGAGCCUGAGAUUAACAAGGAACUGGAGGCUGUUGAGCGGCUGCUGAAGCCCCAGCCCAAAGAUGUUCCUCCUCAGCUCCUACUGGCUCUGGAAAAGGAUGGGCGGAGCCUGGGGCGGGGGUAUGAGGCCGCAAGAGCACUGUCUGAGGGGAUUCUGCAGAGUCUACGAGACCACAGAGACUCAAACCAGGAGGCUUUAACAGCUGAGCAGAAGUCACUGGGAGGACAAGUGGACAGUCUGCUGUCUUGGCUGAUGGAGACAGAGGGACAGAUGAAAGGAGGGAUGGAAACAAUGGAGAGUCAUGAACAGCUCACACAGCAGCUGAAACUAUGCAAGGAGCUCCAGGCCUCUCUAUCAGCUCGCUCCAAUGAGGUCAACAGCGUGGUCCUGGGCAUCCAGGUCUUGAUCUCUGACCGGGCCCAGGACUUGGCCCCGGAGCAGAGCAGGCAGCUGCUGGGGCAGCUCCAGCAGCUGCAGAGGGCUUUCCACCGAGCGUCCGGCCGAGCCCAGGCCUGGGCCGACGCUCUGUCUGCUCAGAAGGAGAGGGAGGAGGAGAGGCAGCGAAGGGAGAAAGUGAAGGAAGAGGAGAAGGACAGAGAGAGUGCAAGGGACAGAGAGGUUGUCCAGCAGCAAAAAACGGAAUGUUCUCAAAAACUAGAAGGCCUUACGAUGUGGUUGGCUGGAGCUGCGAGUUUAUUGGCCAGUCAGAAAAGUGGAGCAGAGUCUGGUGAUGUGGACGUCUUACAAGAGAAGCAGAAGAAACUAAAGGAAAUACAAAAGGACCUUCAGACAAAAGGCGAGGGAAUAGCUGAGGCCAUCCGGUCUGUGGAGGAUUUACUAGCAGAAAGAAGAGAAAGUCUGAGUCCUGAAGAGAGGGAAAACCUCCAGGGGACGCUGGCGAGAAUGAAGGAGCAGUACAACGCUCUGACGGAUUCAGCAAACACGUCACUGUCAGAGGUGGAUUCAGCCAUCAGCACCACCGUCCAGCAGAACACACAGAGGGCAAAGGCAGUUGAGGAGCUCCAGGAGACACGGGGUCAAAUCGAUUCUCUACUGACAGAGUUGUCCUAUCUCAACCAACCAGCGUUAAGAGCUGGAUCUGGAUCUAGAUCGGCUCCUGAUGUCACCGACUCACUGGUGUCACAGCCAGAGGGCGCUGUGAAGUCACAUACAGAGAUGCUUCAGGCGGAGCUCCAGCAGCUCCAGGCCCAACAGGCUCAGCUGCUGCAGGUCACUCAGUCCACUCGAUCCCUCCUGGACCAACCGGACUCCACAGUUCCUCCUGAGGAGAAGCAGCGUCUCCGAGCUGCCCUGGACCAGCUGCAGGCCCAGCACCAGGACAGACUGCAGAGCUGCCAGGACCGACUGAGGAAGUCUGAGGCAAUGAAGGAUGAGCUGACAAAGUUCCUCCAAGAGCACGGCAACCUGGGUUCAUGGUUAGAACAGAGUGAACAGGACCUGCGUUCUUUAGGAGAAGGAGAAACCGACGCUCAAGGACUGAAAGGCCGACUAGAGGAGCACAGAAAGCUCGCUGAAGACGUCAUAUGCCACAAGGCCGACCUGCGCUUUGUCUCCAUCUCCGGUCAGAAGGUUCUGGAUUCUGUUCAAGGAGCUCUGGAACAAGUUGGAGGUUCAGACCCGGCUCUGGACGGCACCAAACAGCUGGUGACCGACAAGCUCCACGACGCCAAUCACAGAUACACAGCACUGCAUACAAAGUCUACAGAACUUGGGGGCCGUUUGUCGGGCCUGUUGGAGCGGUACCAGCAGUAUCAGGAUGAAGUGGUCUCGCUCCACUCCUGGCUCAGCACUCAGGAACAAAACCAAAGCAUCACCAAGACCAGCGGGGAGACGGACCCUCAGAACCUGCAGAACACACUACGACAAGUACAGCUGCUGCAGGACGAGUUGGCAGAGCGAUCGGUGCAGCUCGAGAAGGUGAAGAGAGCAGGAAGAGAUCUGGUCAGCACCGAAGAAUCCCCCUCCCUGAAAGCUGUGGACAUCCUCUGUGCUGCAGACGGUUUGGAGAAAAGGUUCGGUUCCCUGUCGGCGUCGGUCUCGGAGCGGGCCGAGCAUCUCCAGACCGCCGUGGCCCAGUCCGUCAGCGUCCAGGAGGGUCUGAAGGGACUGCUGAGCUGGUUGGAUAAACUGGUUCUGAAUCCAGGACUAGUGGAGGCGACGGCACAGGCAGUACAAGACGCCCUGACCCAGAACCAGAAACUUCGUCAGGAGCUUCUGUCCAGGCAAGGCAGCGUGGAAGCCACACGGGACUCGGUGUCCAAACUCCUCCAGAGCUCGGACGCCUCCAUAGCUUCUGGCCUUCAGGGCUCACUAGACGAACUGACUCAGCGCUACGCCGCCGCUCAGGCCAGUCAGGCCGAGAGGGAGGCCGAGCUCAAAGGCCUGCUACCCAGAUUAGAGAACUACGAGCGGCUGGGGACUGACCUCCAGGUCUUCACCCAGAGCCGACUGAAAGCACUGAGCCCGGUGGGGCAACCGGACCGCAGCGUGGAGGACUACCGGCAGACAGUCGAGGAGGUCAAGUCGGAGCUGGAGCAGGAGGCCGGUCAGCUGAAGUCCUUCUGCAGCCUCGGCACCGAGCUCAGCCAAUCCAAAGCCCUCAGUAACACUCAGAGCUUAUUGGAUAACGUCAAAGAAGUGUCUGACGAGUUCAACCAACUGGAAACCAGUGUCAAUGAGAGGUUUGCUGCGAUUCAGGCAUGCGAGCAGCAGCUGCUCCAGUUCCGCGGCCUCUCCGGCUCCCUCCUCAGGUGGCUUCAGACAGCACAAGACCAGCUGCCCUCCAAAGAGGCCAACCUCAACACAGAGGGUCUGCAGAGACGAGUCCAGCAGCUGAAGGACUUGAUGAAUGACUGGGAGUCACAGCGAUCCAGGGUUCAAGAGUUGAAUAAGUCAGGCUCAGAGCUGGAGUCCCUCAUCAUCGACAUCACCGCCCCCCAAACCAAAACCGGUGCUCCUCAAAUCAAUGGCUCGACCAGUCCCAGCAGUGUCAAUGGCAUUCACACCUGUAAAGACCUGACAGAGCUGCAGGUAGCCGUGUCAGACGUGAACGGCCGCUACGAUACGCUGGGCGCGGAGUUAAAGGAGCGUCUGGGCCGGCAGCAGGCCUCGCUGGAGCUGAGGCAGAAGGCCAGGCAGGGCACCGACGAGCUCCGCGGCUGGUUGGCCGACAGGGAGCUCAGCCUGAAACAAGGACAGAUCGCCUCUCCGUCUAAAUCUGAGGCAGUACGCGCUCAGGCCCAAGAAAACAAGGCUCUGCUCUCUGAACUGGCUGAACGCUCUGGAAAGGUAGAAGAACUGAAGAGCACACUGAGGAAGUUGAUCGCUGAAAACCCUGAUUCUCCUGAGGCCGACACCUGGAGACAGCAGCUGCAAGAGAUAGACUCUCGCUGGCAGACGGCCAAUCAGACUGCAGCCCAGAGGCAGACUGAGCUGGAGACGUGUGCUGAUAGGCUGGGCAGCUUCGCCUCUGCGGCCAAUCAGCUGGGCCCAUGGCUGAGGGAGAAGGAGCUGAUGAUGAGUGUGUUGGGACCGUUGAGCAUUGACCCAAACAUGCUCAACACACAGAAACAACAAGUACAGUUCAUGCUGCGUGAAUUUGAGACUCGGCGGCCACAGUUUGACCAGAUGACCCAGUCCGCUGAGGGCAUCCUGUCCCAGUCUGGUGACUCCGCCCAGGAUCCCAAGGACCUGAUGGAGGUGAGAGCUGAGCUGGACUCCAUCACCCACCAGUGGGAUGACCUGACAAACCGACUGACUCAAAGGUCAAACCACAUCGAUCAGGCCCAAGGAACCAGUGAACGGUACCAGGCCUUGCUCAGAGAGUUGUCCUCCAGUGUUUCUGCUCUGAGUGAGAGGUUGGACGCUCAGGCCUCACUCAGCGCUCAGCCCGAGGCGCUAAAACAGCGUCUGCAGGAAACCGGCGAGAUCCGCUCAGAGCUGGAGAGACGGAGGACUGAGUUGGCUGAAGCUGAGCGGCUCUGUCAGGAGCUUAGUGCCAUCGUGGCUGAACCGUACCUGAAGGAAGAGCUGAGUAAACGUCUGGAGAGUGUGAGCGCACCACUGAAGAGUCUGGAGGAGCGAGCUGCUGAUGGUCUGUCUCAGCUCCAGGCGGCCCUGUCGUCCACUCAGCAGUUCCAGCAGAUGUUUGAGGAGCUGCGAUCAUGGCUGGACAAGCAGGCGGAUCUCAGAGAAACCUCCACGGUGUCCUUACCCUGUCAGCCACAAGCCAUCCGCUCUCUGCUGGCACAGACGGACGAGCUCCAGCGGGGAAUCGCCAGCCAGCGAGGCUCCUACGAGCUCAUUCAGGCUGAGGGAGCGUCUCUGCUCGCCACGCUUCCAGCCGGCGGUGAUGAGCGCUCUGCUCUCCAGUCCCGCCUCGCUUCCCUGCGACAGGACUGGGAAGGCCUGAACCAGAGAAUUUCAGAGCGGGAAGGCAGACUGAAGACCACUCUGGGCAAAGCAGAGGCCUACCAGCAGCACAAAGCUGAGCUGACACCGUGGUUAACAGACUGUGAAGAGAAGGAUGGAGAGAUCCAGCCUUCACUGGAACCUUCUGCUCUGGACGAAGCUUUACAGAAGGCCCGAGGUCUAUCACUGGACCUGGAGAGACGGCAACCACACCUGGAGGCCUUUAACACCGCUGCAGAUCAGCUGUUAGAACAAUGCUGCAUCGGGGAGGAAGAGGUCCGAGAUGAGAAGGCCCAGCUGAACCGCCGAGUGGACCGUCUGGGUGAGCGGCUCCAUAACCGAACCUCGCAGCUGGAGGAACUGGCCGGUCGCCUGAAGGAAUUUGAGGAGGGCAGACAAGCAGUAGAGCGGAGACUGGAGGCCGCCAAGCACCAGAUUGAAGUCCAGGAGGCUCUAGGGCCUCAGGCAUGUAGCGCUAAGAGUCUGGAACGGUUGAGAAGUCAACAGGAAAGCCUGAGGUCGUUGCAGCCUCAGGUGGUGUACCUCAGAGACCUGGCCCAGGGCCUGGUGCAGGACGCACCCCAGACACCAGGAGGCGGCACUGAGGGCGCAGAGAGGCUUCAGGAACAGGCCAAAGCCACCGAGAAAGAGUAUGAAGGCGUUACAGAGAAGAUUGAGAACUGUUGCUCGUCGCUGGAGUCUCGGUUGCAGGGCGUCGGCGAGGUCCAGUCCCACGUGCGCGACGUCUUCUCACGCCUCGCCGACCUGGACGACGAGCUGGACUCUCUCAGUCCGGUCGGUCGCGAUGCCGACUCCCUGGCCUCGCAGGCGGAUGCUCUGAAAGGCUUCCUGUCCCGUCUGGCCAACCUCAGGACGGAGCUGGAGGGGCACGCGGCGGAGUGUACCACCAUGCUGCGGCGGGAGGGGUCCUCCCCAGACCUCCUGGCUCUGAGGAGGGAGACGGAGGCUCUGAGUCGACAGGCCGGCAAGCUGAGUGAACGCGGACAGGCCCGGUUGGACCAGAUAGAGGACGCUGCUGAGAGGGUUCGUGACUUUUACAGGCUGGUGGCCGAGCUGCAAAGCCUGCUGGGAAGGGCUGAAGAGGGCCUGAAUGCACAGGGCAUGGUUGGCACAGAGGUGGAGAUCAUCAAGCAGCAGCUUCAGGAGUUUAAGGCCGUAGAGAGAGAGCAGGUGGACAGCAUCCAGCCAAAGCUACAGCAUGUCAACGCCGUGGGUCAGGGUCUGAUCCAGAGCGCCGCCAAGCACACCGACACCCAGGCGCUGGAGCACGACCUGGAGACCACCAACCUGAAAUGGAACUCACUCAACAAGAGGGUUGCAGAGCGCAUCGCCCAGCUGCAGGAAGCCCUGUUGCAUUGUGGGAAGUUCCAGGAUGCUCUGGAGCCUCUGCUAAGCUGGCUCAGCGACACCGAGGAGCUGGUGGCCAAUCAGAAGCCCCCGUCUGCCGAGUACCGCGUGGUGAAGGCACAAAUCCAAGAACAAAAGCUGCUCCAGAGGCUGUUAGAUGACCGCAGGCCCACGGUUGAGAUGAUCCGCGCUGAGGGCGAGAGGAUCGCAGCCACGGCCGACACUCAGGACCGAGACAAGAUCCAGACUCAGCUCCAGAGUCUGGCCGAGAGGUGGACUGACCUGCUGGACAAGGCCGGCGGCAGGCAAAGGCAGUUGGAGGAGCUGCAGGUUUUGGCUCUUGAGUUCCACGAAGCCCUUGAGCCUUUGGGAGAAUGGCUGAGCGCCACUGAGCGACGCCUGAGCUCCGCCGAGCCCAUGGGAACCCAGACAGCCAAGAUCACCCAGCAGAUCGUCAAGCAUAAGGCGUUCCAAGAGGACGUGUCCUCACGAGAGUCCGAGGUCGACCACCUCGAGUCCCUCAGCCAAUCUCUGACCCCGUUGAGCUGCGCAGCCGACCGCGACUGGCUGAGCGAGCGCGUCGGAGCCGUGCGGUCGGGUCACUCUGAGCUCGCCGAUUGGUGCUCGAGGCGGGCGGGGCUGUUGGAGCAGGCGCUCGCCAACGCUCAGCUGUUUGGGGAGGAGGAAGUGGAGGUGCUGAACUGGCUGGCAGAGGUGGCUCAGAGGCUGGAUCAGGUCUCGGUGCAGAGCUACCAGCCUCGAGUGUUGGCCGAGCAGCACAAACACACACUGGCUCUCAAUGAGGAGAUUUUGAGCAGGAAGAAGACAGUGGACCAGGCAAAAAACGGACAAGCUUUACUCAAACAGACCACAGGUGAGGAGGUUCUUCUGAUCCAGGAGAAGUUGGACGGCAUCAAGUCUCGCUAUGCUGAAAUGACGGCCAGCAGCAGCAAAGCCCUGCGGACCCUGGAGCAGGCCCUGCAGCUCGCCACCCGGUUCGCCAGCGCUCAUGAAGACGUGAACCAAUGGCUGGAUGGCGUGGAGGCGGAGCUCAACAAUGUGGAGCCUGACGCCACACCAGCCUAUCAGGAAAGACAGAAGGAGCUGAAGAAAGUGUCGGCGGAGAAGCGUCUCGUGCUGGACACGGUGAACGAGGUGGGCAGCGCUCUGUUGGAUCUGGUACCUUGGCGAGCACGUGAGGGACUGGACCGUCUGGUCGCCGACGCCAAUCAACGCUACCGUCAGGCAGAUGAAACCAUCACACAGAGGGUGCAGCUGGUACAGGCUGCCAUCCAGAGGUCACAACAGUACGAGGAGGCGGUGGAUGCAGAGCUGGCCUGGGUCGGCGAGACAGAGCGUAAGCUGGCGUCUCUGGGACCCCUGAGUCUGGAGCCCGAUGUGACGGUGGCCCAGCUGCAGGUCCAGAGGGCCUUCAACAUCGACAUCAUCCGCCACAAAGACACCGUGGAUCAGCUCCUCAGCACUAGAGAUGACAUUUUGGAAACCUGCAGCGACGCCCAGAAGGACGCUCUGAUGGUGAAGACAGAUUCUCUGAGCGCACGUUAUGAUGCUGUGAGUCAGAGCCACAGUGAGCGGUUCUCAGCCCUGGAGCAGGCCCAGGUUCUGGUGGCCCGGUUCUGGGAGACCUACGAAGAACUGGACCCCUGGUUGGGUGAGACUGAAACAUUGAUCACUCAGCUCCCACCUCCGGCCAUCGACACCGACGCUCUCCGCCUGCAGCAGGACCAGAUGAGGCUGCUCAGGGAGUCCAUCGCAGAGCACAAACCCCACAUCGACAAACUGCUGAAGAUUGGACCUCAGCUGGCCGAGCUCAGCCUCCACGAGGGGGAAACGGUGACACAGCGCUACAACGAGGCCGAAAGACGCUACCUGGCCAUCAAAGAGGAGGUCAAAGGUCGCGCUACAGCCCUGGAUGAGGCCGUAUCCCAGUCUGCACAGCUGGUAGAGUUUCACGAUAAGAUGGACCCUCUGUUGGAGACCCUGGAGGGGGCGGUGCAGCGGCUGCGGCAGCCUCCUCCGGUGGCAGCCGAGGUGGAGAAGAUCAGGGAGCAGCUGGCGGAGCACCGAGCCCAAGGGCUGGAGCUGGACAAGCUGCUGCCAAGCUUCUCCGCCCUCUGCGCCCGCGGAGAGGAGCUCAUCGGCCGAGCUGCCCACGACGACCCCGCCGCCCAGGCUGUACGUUCACGUCUCCUGCGUCUGCGCUCGCUGUGGGAUGAGAUCCGUCAACGCGCCGAGGAGAGGGAGGGCAAACUCAACGACGUCCUGGACCUGGCCGGAAAGUUCUGGGCUGAUGUGGCCGCUCUACUGAGCACGCUCAGAGACUCCCAAGACAUCGUGAAAGAGCUGGAGGACCCUGGAGUGGACCCCUCCCUCAUCAAACAACAGAUCGAAGCAGCUGAGGCCAUCAAGGCAGAGACAGACGGACUGAGGGAGGAGCUGGAGUUUGUCAGGACCCUCGGAGCAGACCUCAUCUUUGCCUGUGGAGAAACUGAGAAACCAGAAGUCAAGAAAACCAUCGAUGAGAUGAACGCUGCCUGGGAAGGUCUGAACCGGACCUGGAGAGAGAGGAUGGAGAGACUGGAGGAGGCCAUGUCUGCAUCUGUGCAGUAUCAGGACGCUCUCCAGUCCAUGUUCGACUACCUGGACAACGCAGUCAUCAAACUAUGUGACAUGUCGACUGUGGGAACUGACCUGGGAACUGUCAAACAGCAAAUUGAUGAACUCAAGCAGUACAAGGUGGAGGUCUACCAGCAGCAGAUCGAUAUGGAGAAGUUGUGCCACCAGGGGGAGCUGCUGUUAAAGAAAGUGUCCGACCAGACAGACAGGGACAUGAUCCAGGAGCCGCUGACCGAGCUCAGACACCUCUGGGACAACUUGGGGGAUAAAAUCACCCACAGACAGCAUAAGCUGGAGGCUGCCCUGCUGGCCCUGGGUCAGUUCCAACAUGCCCUGUCUGAGCUCCAGGCCUGGCUGAACCACACACACACCACGUUGGACACACAGCGACCAGUCAGCUCUGACCCCAAGGCCAUCGAAAUCGAGCUCGCCAAACACCACGUGUUGCGUAAUGAUGUGCUAUCCCAUCAUGCCACGGUGGAGAAUGUGAACAGUGCUGGCGCUGAGCUCCUCGAGUCGUCUCCUGGCGAUGAGGCCAACCACCUGAGGGUCCAACUGGAUCAGCUCAAUCAGAGCUGGGAAAGCCUCCUGCUCAAGACCCAGGAGAGACAGAAACUGCUGGAGGCCGCCCUGCAGCAGGCUGAGGGUUUCCAUGGAGAGUUGGAAGAGUUCCUCCAGUGGCUGAGGAGGACGGAGAGCCAGCUGUCAGCCGCCAAACCAACAGGCGGCCUCCCCGAAACAGCCAGAGAACAACUACAGCAGCACAUGGAGCUUCAGGCCCAGUUGACUCAGCGAGGAGAACAGUACCACCGCCUGCUGGACCAAGGGGAGUCCAUGCUUCUGGCUCGCGGAGGGGAAGAAGCUGGUCCCGGUGCAACUCAGACCCAGCAGAACCUGGCCAUGCUGCAGAACAAGUGGGCCAGCCUCAACACCAAGAUGGACGACCGCAGGGCGAAGCUCGAAGAGGCUGUUUCCCUGGCAACCGGUUUCCAGACAUCGCUGCAGGACACCAUCAACUGGCUGACCCAGGCUGAGCAGACCCUGAACAUGGCACAGCCCCCCAGCCUCAUAUUGGAUACCGUCCUCUUCCAGAUCGACGAGCACAAGGUAUUUGUGAAUGAAGUGAACACCCACCGAGAGCAGGUUCUGGCUCUGGAAAAGGCCGGCUCUCAGCUCCGCUUUGCCAGCCUAAAGCAGGACGUCGUACUCAUCAAGAACCUGCUGCUCAGCGUCCAGGCCCGCUGGGACAAGCUGGUCCAGAGGUCACUGGACCGCGGACGACACCUCGAUGAGGCCCGCAAAAGGGCCAAACAGUUCCACGAGGCUUGGAGGAAGCUGACAGACUGGCUGGAGGAGGCUGAGAAAAGACUGGACUCAGAGCUGGAGAUCUCCAAUGAACCAGACAAGAUCAAAGUUCAACUGGCCAAACAUAAGGAGUUUCAGAAAGCAUUGGGGUCAAAGCAGCCGGUUUAUGACACUACAGUGAGGUCUGGAAAGGCCAUGAGGGACAAGGCCCAGUUACCAGCCGACACCCAGAAACUGGACCACUUAGUGGGUGAAGUCCGUGACAAGUGGGACACCGUCUGUGGCAAGAGUGUGGAAAGGCAACACAAGCUGGAGGAGGCUCUGCUGUUCUCAGGUCAGUUUGCCGAGGCCUUGCAGGCCCUGGUGGACUGGUUGUACCGGGUGGAGCCCCAGCUAGCUGAAGAUCAGCCGGUGCAUGGAGACCUGGAUCUGGUGUCCAACCUCAUGGACUCCCAUAAGGUUUUCCAAAAGGAGAUGGGUAAGAGGACCGGCAGCGUUCAGGCUCUGAAGCGCUCGGCUCGGGACCUGAUGGAGACCGGCCGCGAUGACACAGCCUGGGUCAAAGUUCAACUCCAGGAGCUUAGCAACCGCUGGGAUACAGUGUGUGCUUUGUCGGUAACCAAGCAGACCCGUCUCCAGCAGGCCCUCAAACAGGCAGAGGAGUUUCGUACUGCAGUUCAGGUGCUUCUGGAGUGGCUCUCUGAGGCCGAACAGACCCUUCGUUUCCGUGGCGUCCUUCCAGAGGAGGCGGAGACUCUGCAGGCGCUGCUGCACACUCAUCGUGACUUCAUGGGCACAGUGGAGGAUAAAAGAGUGGAUGUCAAUAAGGCUGCUGGUAUGGGAGAAGCCAUCCUGACUGUGUGUCACCCAGACUCCAUCACCACCAUCAAACACUGGAUCACCAUCAUCAGGGCACGCUUUGAGGAGGUGCUGACGUGGGCGAAGCAGCAUGAGCAACGGCUGGAGACGGCGCUCACAGAGGUGCUCAACAAUGCUAACCUGCUGGAGGAGCUGUUGUCAUGGCUACAGUGGGCUGAGACCACACUGGUCCAAAGAGACACAGAGCCGCUUCCUCAGGACAUCCCACAACUCAAAACACUCAUCACUGAACACCAGGUGUUUAUGGAAGAGAUGACGAGGAAGCAGCCAGAUGUCGACAAGGUGACGAAGACCUACAAAAGGAAGCCAGCUGAGCCUCCCAGCAGCCUCGCAGAGAGGAGAGGAACCCGCAAACACCAGCAGCAACAGCAGCAGCAGCAGCAGGCGGCCAUGCAGGUUCCAGGGGGAAACCCACGUCUCAACCAGCUCUGUGCGAGGUGGCAGCAGGUUUGGCUGCUGGCCCUCGACCGCCAACGCAAACUCAAUGAUGCUCUGGAUCGACUGGAGGAGCUCAAAGAAUUUGCCAACUUUGACUUUGACGUGUGGAGGAAGAAGUACAUGCGCUGGAUGAACCAUAAAAAGUCUCGCGUCAUGGACUUCUUCAGACGCAUCGACAAGGACCAAGACGGAAAGAUCACACGACAGGAGUUCAUCGACGGCAUCCUGGCCUCAAAGUUUCCCACCAGUAAACUGGAGAUGACCGCUGUGGCAGACAUCUUUGACAGAGACGGAGACGGUUACAUCGACUACUACGAGUUUGUUGCUGCUCUGCAUCCCAACAAAGAUGCCUACAGACCGACCACUGAUGCCGACAAGAUCGAGGAUGAGGUGACUCGACAAGUGGCCCAGUGUAAAUGUGCCAAGAGGUUCCAGGUGGAGCAGAUAGGAGAGAACAAAUACCGGUUCUUCCUCGGAAACCAGUUUGGUGACUCUCAGCAGCUGCGUCUGGUCAGGAUUUUGCGCAGCACAGUGAUGGUGAGAGUCGGAGGUGGGUGGAUGGCUCUGGACGAGUUCCUGGUCAAGAACGAUCCAUGCAGAGUGCAACAUCCUGGACUUAAGAUUCUCCGCUCCGAUUCCAGUAGCUCCAUCUCAUCUCGUAUAGUGACAGUCACUCCUGGCUAUUUCUGCUGCCGAGCUCGAGGUCGCACCAACCUGGAGCUGAGGGAGAAGUUCAUCCUGCCCGAAGGAGCGUCUCAGGGACUGGCCGCCUUCCGAUCCCGGGGUCGACGCUCCAAACCGGGCUCUCGUAACGCCUCGCCGACCCGCUCCUCGUCGUCGGCCUCCCACAGCGGCGCCUCCCUCCCCUCCGCCCCCUCUGCACCGGCCACGCCCACCGCCUCUGCGUCAUCUAGGUCCUCCCAUACUCACUCUCGUGACUAUGCCAAGCCCUGGCUGGCACACAGUAAAACUCCAACGCCAACCAAGUGCCACUGCUGCCCAGAUCUCGGUCACAGCCACACCACUCCUGGGCACGAGGGGGCGGCGUCUGGGUCUAAACUCAAGAGGCCGACCUUCCACUCGAGUCGCGGCUCGUUGACGGGAGAGAACGGAGGAACGACACACACCAGCAAACCAACACGAACCGAUCCAAAGCGAGCGGCGUCCUCGGCCAGCGGUCCGGCGAGUCGAGCAGGAAGCCGAGCGGGCAGCAGAGCCAGCAGCCGGCGUGGGAGCGACGCCUCGGACGCCUCUGAGCUGCAGGACGCCCGCUCCGUCUGCUCCGACACCUCGGACACGCCGCGGCGGCCGGGCGGCGGCGCCAAACCCUCCAAGAUCCCCACCAUCUCCAAAAAGACCCCCAGUCCAAAGACCCCGGGGUCCACCAAGAAAUAAGACCGAAAGGAACCGGAGCUGAAGCGUCUGAGCUCCGUUGGACCGAGACCGGAGCGGACAGAACCGGCUCUGAGGUCUGGGCGUCCGCGGGGCUCCGGGACAAUCUGCACUAGGACUUUACCGUUCAGGGGGGAGGAGGAGACGGAGCCAUCCCAUCCCUCUCACUCUUCCCUCAUGAACCGACCACAAACAUGCACAAGAGGAGAAGGGUUCUGGUUCCGGCCAGAGUCUGCGGGGUCCAAAGCGACUUUCCCCUUUAAGGAGGGACCCCGGUUUGCCUUCCAGUCUCCUGCUUUAUGGUGUAAACAUUCGACGACGACCGACUUUGACAUGAUGCUGCCUUAUUUUGUGUUACAUAUUUCUGUCCCGAUUAGAGACAGAGCGAAAGAGAAAGUCUUUAAACUGCUUUAUACACAAAUCCACACAUUUUAACCCAGAGGGGGGAGUUCCACAACUCAACUACACACACGUGCAAAAAAAAACAAAAAAAACAAGCUCAAGUGACAUUCAGGAAAUAACAGAAUUGUGGGUUAUUAUUUUGGCUUGUGGGCCAGAUGCCUCAAGGAUGAGUUAAAAAAGAAAAUAUGCAACGACUGCCAUGUCGCUUCCUCCGCGCUGGUCGACGAGAACAUGUCAGCAGGAGCGCCGACGCUGAAACCACGUGUGGAGCUCAGGAGGCGGAUUCACGACACACAACCUCAGACCCGGAGGACGGCGGUGACGGGCGAACAUGCACACACUCGAACGCCACAGGGCAGACUCCUCCCGACCGCUGGAACGUUAAGAUGUGUGCAUUUCAGCAAAAGGGCAGUGUGGUUUAGUCACAUGUAACAACCCGGCACACGAAAACAAAUCACAAAC